Molecule: messenger RNA, 969 nt
Organism: Pyricularia oryzae 70-15
Lineage: Eukaryota; Fungi; Ascomycota; Sordariomycetes; Magnaporthales; Pyriculariaceae
Exons: 2
Coding region: 1-969 (322 amino acids)
Source: RefSeq, a predicted model, not a curated record
AUGCCCGGUCGUUUCUCCAUCUCAAAGGUCGUCCUGGUGGGGAAAGGAUAUGUCGGCGGUUACGUGUAUGCAGCCCUGGUGGACGCCGGCUUCCAAGUGACGGUGCUCUCUCGGUCAAACCCCAAGGGGGACCACCACGUCAAGAUUGUAGACUACAGCUCGACAGAGUCCAUCAGACGUGCGAUACAAGACCACGACGCCGUCGUGUGCACCAUAUCCCACACGGCCUGGGAGCACCAGUACAGGCUCAUCGACGCCGCCGUCGAGGCGGGCACGGUGAAGCACUUCAUCCCGAGCGACUUCACGGCGCUGUCGUGCAACGCUGCCGUCCACCACCUGCCGUACUACCGCGAGGCGGCCGCGAUGCAAAACUACCUCGCGCAAAAGGCCGACGGCGCGGGGAUGCGCUGGAACGUGAUCCAGAGCGGGCCCAUCAUCGGCUGCGUGCUGAACGGGUCGUACUCGUACGACUUUCGGGAGCGCACCGCGCUGCUGGUCGGCGACCGGAGCAUCCGCGAGCACGAGGUCAGCAUGUCGCGGGGCGUCACCGUCGGACGCGCCGUCGCCGCCAUCCUCGGCAGGGGCGGGGACUCGAAAAACGGACCCGUCUACAUCGGCGACGUCGUCACGACGCAGGGGGAGAUCUUGAGACUGGCCGAGGAAAAGUCGGGAGCCGAGUGGGCCGUCAGGGAGGUGGACCCGGAGGCGAAGCUCAAAGAAGCCUUGUCGAUGAGCGAGGUCGCGGCCGCGGAGGGGAAGCCGACACCCAUGUUUGCUACGUUUCUCGUCAUCCACAAUACCAUUUUUGGUGCCAAGUACCGGACGGCCUGGGAUGGAAGGGACAUCGAGGAGCUCGGGAUCCCGACGUUGACGCGGGAGGAGUGGGGCCGCAUGGUUGCGACGAGGGUUUGCAACGAGCCCGUGGAUGGAGGAUUGCCGUGGAAUUCGAGCUCAAAGCCGAGAGACUAG